UUUAAGGAACUUUGUUUAUAGUUUGAAGUCAGCUGAUUCUGACAGACGAAAAAAGAAAAAUAACAGGAAUAUUUUGAGUUUCUUGAUUGAGUAAGAACCAUGGCAAGUCGUGGAACAACAGAGACACAGAAGUUGCGACAACAGCUAGAAGAACAGUUAGAUCGACUAGUGGCUCAACUCGCAGACUUGGAGGAAUGCAAAGGAGAACUGGACCCCGAAGAAUACGAUGAGGUUCACAAAGACACGAUUGAACAGCUGAAUGAAUUCCAGGCGUCUCUAACGCGCAUGAGCAGUGGGAACAUGACUCUUGUUGAUUCCCUGAGUGCUAUGCAACUGGCAAUACAAGCAGCCAUCUCCCAGGCCUUCAAGACACCAGAAGUGAUUCAGAUGUUUGCGAAGAAGCAACCCGAUCAGCUGCGUGAAAAGUUGUUCCAGAUUGAGAGAGACCAGAAAAUUGGGAAACUAACCAUGGAUUCUUAUACACAACAAAAGCUUGAGAUCUUGAGUGCACUGCAAAAAUUGGGAGAGACACUGGAGGAAGGAGAACAAAGCUUCUUAGAUGCCCAUGCUUCAUCCCUCAUGAAAAACUUUGAUCAGGUCACUGAUGAUGGAGGGUCAAGUCAGAAGGUCCUUGAAAUGGCUCGACAGGGACUGCAAUAAACUCAACAAGAUUUAGCUUUAUUUACAAUUUUCCAAAUGGAAAAAAUUUACUCUGUAAUUUCUUUCAUAAACCUCUGGAUGUUUUUCCUGCAGUUCCUAUCUGUUACUAUGUCUAUGCAUGACAGGAAAAUUUUAUACAUAAGUUAAAUUAGAUUUCUUAUCAAGAGUAACAGGAUUACUAAGUAGAAAGAGUAUGUUCAAGAAAGGAAAGGACAUAUUUCCAUUCCAAUGCACUUUGUAUACAGCCACUUUCAGCGUUCAGAUUAUACGUGCCUUUCUGAAAACAACAGGGAACAUGAUUUAUAUAAAAGUAGGUAGAUUUGUGUCUCGGUAUGUUUAUGGAAUUUUGAAGAACUACAAAUGAUUUAGAAAUUAGGUGAUUCUCAUAAUGAACAUCAUGUAAUUUUUAUAAUUCUUUUUCUUAUGAGCCUUAUACGUCUUUUUGACUAUUAUCCAAAGCAUUGUUUUUUAUCUAUCAAGUGGGUGAUAUGACAGAAUGUUGCAGCAUAUAAUGAUUAUGCUAUAUAUUUUGCAGUAGAGAAAGCAACAAGUUAACUGAUUGAUCUUCCAUCCUCAGAUACAUGGGAUUUGUGUAAUAUUUUAGUCUUUAAAAAUGUAGGUGGUAAUGAUUUUAUUUUACUUUGAUGUGACAUUUAAUGAUGGUGAAGCAGCUGAUACUUGUUAUUGUACAAUUAUAGUAACAUUUUACAUUUUCUUUUAAUAUAAGUGUGCAAAAAAAUAAAGAAUCAUAUUUUUUUUUUCUACUUUGCCAUAUCAAACUAUGAUGCUACUAUUAGGCACUGUCUUUCACUUCUGUAUUCUACUAACAUUAGAACUAGUACAGAAGAAUGUAUUUUUGUACCAGUUAUUAGCAUAGGUUUCGGCUGUGACAGCAAGUGUAGGAAAGCUAGUCGUGUGAGGUGUAAAUUAUAAACUGUUCAUGGUGACAUCUGUAGGAAAGAUAUGAAUGAAAACAGAUAAUUUUACAAUACAACAUAUGUAAGUAGCAUUUUGAUAUUACAUAAAAUGAUUGAGUAUAAA
Molecule: messenger RNA, 1701 nt
Organism: Penaeus indicus
Lineage: Eukaryota; Metazoa; Arthropoda; Malacostraca; Decapoda; Penaeidae
Product: protein LZIC-like
Exons: 6
Coding region: 100-660 (186 amino acids)
Molecular function (GO): beta-catenin binding
Source: RefSeq, a predicted model, not a curated record